UUGGCUCAGGUUCUUCUCCACUAUAACGAUUCGACUCAAAAGUCUCAGACUUUCCGCGAAAUCGAGAUAUAUAAAGUUGCAGACUUUUUUGAAAUGAAGUGAGAUUAGAUUAGCUUAAUAAUGAAUUGAGACUACCCUUGUUCCCAAAUCUCGAUUCAGUCGAUUUAAUUGAAGAAAUCGAAAAAAAAUGGCGUCUCCGUCGUCGUCGUCGUUCUGGAGCAUAGCUUCUCGACAAGCCAUGAACAGCGGUUUGUUUAUCACGAAACUCUACUGCUUCCUUCAUGUAACCACCAACUAUCUCGGAUUCAUGGCUUAUGCUUAUGGUCCGAGCAUGAUUCCGACGCUUCAUCCUUCAGGGAAUGUCUUAUUAGCUGAGCGAAUCUCUAAACGCUAUCAGAAACCGAGUCGUGGAGAUAUAGUUGUGAUACGGUCUCCAGAGAAUCCUAACAAGACUCCGAUCAAGAGAGUUAUUGGUAUUGAAGGUGAUUGUAUAAGCUUUGUGGUUGAUCCACUCAAGAGCGAAAAAUCUCAAACCAUUGUGGUUCCUAAAGGACAUGUCUUUGUUCAAGGUGACUAUACUCAUAACUCAAGAGACUCAAGAACCUUUGGUCCUGUACCAUACGGUCUUAUUCAAGGCAGANAGCAGACUUUAGCUCGGAAUCCUCUUGGCUGA
Messenger RNA from Camelina sativa (false flax), 673 nucleotides. The record is from RefSeq and is a predicted model, not a curated record. NCBI's taxonomy places the organism in Eukaryota, Viridiplantae, Streptophyta, Magnoliopsida, Brassicales, Brassicaceae.